Molecule: messenger RNA, 1432 nt
Organism: Pogonomyrmex barbatus (red harvester ant)
Lineage: Eukaryota; Metazoa; Arthropoda; Insecta; Hymenoptera; Formicidae
Biological process (GO): lipid transport
Molecular function (GO): lipid carrier activity
Source: RefSeq, a predicted model, not a curated record
CUUAUAAUUUAUAUGUAAAGAUAUAUACGAAUCGCAUAUACAUAUUAACAAGCGCAGAUAAAGAUAGAACAAAUGCGUGGCAAAUUUAUCAAUUAUCACCUAAACCUUGCUGGCACUUGUGACAUAUGCUAUUAUUAGAUCAGUCCUAAGUACAAAGACAAUGCUCUGAUCGCAACCAAUACGAAAGAUCUACCAAUCUACAGAAUCUAGACGGAAAUAAUACGUAGUGAAAUUAUCUUCAACGAAAUGAAUCAAGUUACGUUUUGUAUAAAGAGGAGACGGGCAACAGCCAAGCAUCAGUCAAAGAGAAGAUAUCAGCUAUGUUGGUGACGAUUCUGCCAUUUUUCCUAGUUGCAAAUAUAACCGUCGAUGACGCUCACCGGCAAUCGGAAUGGGCGAUUUACGGUCCGGAAUGCACGUACGAUGUUCUUGUCAACAUGUCUCUGGCCAACGUCUUUCAAGAGAACGACAAUUUUUGCACCAUGAUUGCCACCGAGCUCAAGUGUCGACCUAAAGGAGACGAUAGUCUCAGCUGCCGCUUCCAGAACUCCCAGAUCAAACGUCCCGAUCCGACAGACAACAGAUGCUCAAACGCGAAGAAUUAUGUGCCCACAAGAUACAAGUUCGUGAAUGACGAACCCUUCGAGAUCAGAUUCAAUUCGAAGGGUAUCGAGAAUCUAGUGGUGCACAAAUCAAUUCUUAGAUGGAGGCUCGACAUGAUUAAAGUCAUAGUUAGCCAACUGAACAUCGGUUUCGAAACGCAAGAACGUCGCGAUAGAUUUACAAUUAUGGAAAAUUCAACAGUAGGUCACUGCGAAGUUGAUGUUAAAAUCACUCGUAGAGAUUCCGAUUUCAAGGAGGAUGAUUCUAUUGAAGACGAUGAUUCUUUGAUUGAAGAAAGCGACAGUUUCGAGAUCGGAUUCAUGUUAUCAAAUGACGAACAUGCGCAUUCUUUAUCUAUGGAAAAGUUCUAUGGUUUACAAGUAGAAAAAAUACGUCAGCCGAAAAGAUGUCCACAUAGAACAAUGUACUUCUUUGGAAAUCAUAAAGACUAUAGUCACGAUGAUAGGCAACUUUACAUGGACAUGACUACUUCCGAAAGCCAUAUCACGAUUUCAAAGAGUAAAUUUGUAACCUAUACAAUAUCGGAGGGUACGAUAAAAACAGCAAAUAAAACGCGGAUUAUGCGGCCUACCCAAAACAUAAGCCUAAAAUUGAAGCGAAUAGAUAUUGCCCGAUCUCCGCUGCCAGAGAUUCAAAAUCCAGCCUCGACCAGUUUAUUCGCUUUUUCAAAUUUAGAAAUUGUACAUGAAGAAAUUAUACAUAAUCUAAAAUAAUUGUCGCGUUGAAGAAAAUCCGUUUCGCAAAUAUAUAAAACUAUCGCUAUAAAUUGCUAUAAGUAAAAUCUUAUAAAUAUGCUUAUUAAUUAAUA